AAGUGCUUCCGGUUGACGGUACAGAUUUGUCAAAUAGCUUCUGCAUGGCAUGGUUGACAGGAUAGCUAACGAUUCAGGCAGAGAACCGGAGUGAACCUUUUUUUUAGUCAGCUUGUAACAGAAGUUAAGCAGUGAGAGGACUCCAGAGUAACUCCUUCUCCUCUGCUCGCUUCACCCGCUGUCCUCUCGGUCUGAGUGCUGAUUUUCACGUUUGUCAUUGCUCGGUUGUCUGACUGAAGCUAGUUAACGCUGCUCUUUGAAAAUGGCGGAUGUACCGACUGAGAAGAGCCUGGACGAUUUCUUUGCCAAGAGGGAUAAAAAGAAGAAGAAAGAGAAGGGGAAGGGGAAGGAGUCCGCCGCGGGGCCCACAUCGGCGGCACUGAAGAAGACCAAGAAGGAGAAGGAGAAAUCGACUAAAAACGAGAACCAGGACGCUCAGAUCGAUAAGGAGGACGAGGAGUGGAAAGAAUUUGAGCACAAAGAAGUGGACUACAGUGGGCUUCGACUCCAGGCUUUGCAGAUAAGUGACGAGAAAGAGGAAGAGGAGUACGAGAAGGAGGAGGUUGGUGAGGAUGGAGAGAUCAUUCUCGUCAGUGGAGAACGAGGUGAAAAAGGUCCCUGGAACAAGUCUGGUGCCGCGCCUCCUCCUGCUCCUGUGGCAGUAGAGAAUGUAGAGGUACCUGAGGCGAAGCCCGCUGGUGUAUAUCGCCCUCCGGGAGCUCGACUUACCACCACCAAACGAGGCCCCAGCCAGGGCCCUCCUGAAAUCUUCAGUGACACACAGUUCCCCUCCCUACUGGCCACCGCCAAGCACGUUGAGACACGCAAGGACAGAGAAAUGGAGAAGACCUUCGAGGUUGUGAAACACAGGAACCGUGGCAGAGAGGAGACCGGUGGCGCUUCUAUGCAGCACUUGCAGCUCGACAACCAGUACGCCAUCCUGGGGGAUAAGUAGAGCGGCGUCCCUCUGUCCCCUGGCCCCUCCAGCACGGUCCUGCCCAGCCCCUUUGAAGGAAGCUGAUCCCAAAGCUGUGUGGACUGCAGUCCUGACAGAGCUCACGGUGCCACCAUCACCACACACAACACACAGCCCCAUAUAUACACACACACACACACACACACACACAACACCCCACCCCACCACUGCAGCACAUACAGUGACACGCCCUUUAAAAAGAUCAGUAAACACACUUCACAUACAUUUGGUUGGCAAAACUGAAGGACUGCAUCUGAAGGGGCUGAAAGAGGGAACCACCGAAAUGGAAUUAGGAAAUGCACCCAAACGUACGACACUGCAGCAGCAACAAAAAGGCGACGUAGGUGUCCUUUGUGGAUUGUACUCAGAGCAGCGGUUGUGUGGCGCAACUUCUCUCUGGACUUGCUUUGAGAAAAGCCACAGAGGAUCGAAGAUGACUUUAGGCAAGAUGAUUUUACAAACUUAUGUGAGAAUAUCUAUUUUUUUGCAAGAUCGCUAUAACCCGCGGUUAUUUUGAGGUGUAUUUUUGUUCUUUUUUUCUUGAGUUGCGGUUGGGACUUUGAGAGCGGGGAUACUACCUCAGCAGCAUAGCUGGUGGUGACCAUGUGGACUGAGCUUCUUUUUUUUUUUUUUUUCCUACCCUCACUGUGGUGGAGAUGGGAAGGGGGGAGGGGCGAACACCAACCUCCCCCCACCCCCUUCCCCUCCCUCUGCUUACAAGCUGACCAUCAGGCUCUUUAAUUUAGAAACUUGAAACAUUGUUCUUUUUCUUCUUCUCUUUUCCUUUUAAAUUCACGAUGACAACACUCUGCAGAGAGCAAUGGACAAGAAGCGAUAGGUUGCGGUCCUCAUUUAGAUGUUUCUUUAUAAAGUGGCCUUACUGGUAGAGAGAAACUGCAAUGUCAUCUGAAGUGAAGUGCUGUCUCAACGGGCUGUUGCCUGCCUCCGGAUCUCACCACUUUGCUAAAAAAAAAAGACAAAAAAAACAUGCAAAAGAAAAACAAACUCAAGAAUGUAGUGCUGUUUUAGUUUGCCUGAUGAUUACAACUACUAACUGUCUUUCAUAUCCACUGUUUGAUUCUGCUGCCCUUUUUCUCAUUGAGCAUCAGACGAGUCAUUAAAGCUUGUUUCUAAUCUGAAACCAGCCUUUUGGUAACAAAUGCUUUCCUGUGGUCUGAGUGAUUGGAAACCACUUUCAAAUGCUGAUUUCUUGAUGAUGUUUGACCAUACUGACUAAACCCCCCCGAUUUUUAAGGCUUUUGUGUUUUUUCCUCACAGGUAAUCCAAAAAUCGCAGUCCUCAUGUAAAACAGGUAGCUUGUGCAGCUGUGCGACACCCAGUUAAUAUCCAGUGGGCUUUAAAGCAGUGUGUUUAGAAACAUAAAGAAAUGAAGUUAUGUUGUGUAUGUUCUUCCCAUGAAUAUGUUAGGGAGCAUUGAUUCCUGCUGGGACAUCCUGCUGGGUAAUAUUUGUGAUGAAAAAGACCCUCAACACAGAAAAAAAAAUAAAGUGAUCCUUGUGAAUUUAGUCUUGUCUGAAUCCUUGAAGCUGUAAACCCCUGACUUGUUAAUCUGAUGUCCCCUCGAUAAUUGAUUCCUAUGUUGUCUCAUUUUGUCAGAGUAGAUGUUUUUUGUCUGUUCAGACACAAAAGUUCCAGCUCUUGGGUGAAAAACACAUUUUAAAUGACCUUAUACAUGCAUAACAACAAAUAAGAGAAACGUCUUCUUUUUUUUUAUACAGCCUUUUAAUGUUUAUUCAGAGAAGGCAGUAAAACUAACAGAAAAUUGGUGGUCUGUCUCUGGGAGGUUUCAUGUUUUCAUCUUUUUAGCGUCUCUUGGAUACGUCUUCUUUCGCUGUUGCUUCCAAUGACAUGUUGUGAUGAACAGUCUAUAAAGUAUACAGAGGAAAAAAAUUAAAUAAAAUGAUUUCAGUUAAUUGCCACACA
Pelmatolapia mariae (spotted tilapia) is the source of this 2920-nucleotide messenger RNA. RefSeq names its product carnitine deficiency-associated gene expressed in ventricle 3 (gene cdv3). The transcript is spliced from 5 exons. The coding region runs from base 263 to 955 and encodes 230 amino acids. Lineage: Eukaryota; Metazoa; Chordata; Actinopteri; Cichliformes; Cichlidae. The record is from RefSeq and is a predicted model, not a curated record. Gene Ontology annotation, cellular component: cytoplasm.